AAGAGGCCAGGGAGGAGUUGAGAUGGCCUUCUUCAACUUAUAUCUAUUAGGAUAUCAAAAUUCCUUUUGGAACAAAAAAAAGUACACAACUGAAGAAACAAACCAGAAGGAGCCGGUUCCCACUAGGUUUCCCCCCAUUAUCUCAGAAGAUGGGAAUUACUCUGUGCACCAGAAUAGUCACACAAGAUACCAUGCAGCUGUACGGAAAGUGUUGUUAAAGACAUUUCCCAAUCAGGUUUUCAGAGUUCCCUUGACUGAUGCUCAGAAUUUCAGCUUCUGGCGGUCCCAUGAUCCAGGAGUGCGUCCAGAGGAAACCAUGCCAUGGAUCCGGAGCCCACGCCACUGCCUCAUAAAAAGCCCAAUGACCAGGUUUAUGGAUCACUCUAUUCUCAGUGACAGAAACUUCAGUCUGUAUUGAGGAGGACAUGGUUGCAGAAAGACAAGAUGGACUGU
Carlito syrichta (Philippine tarsier) is the source of this 453-nucleotide messenger RNA. RefSeq lists its product as uncharacterized. The coding region runs from base 23 to 418 and encodes 131 amino acids. The transcript has 4 exons. NCBI's taxonomy places the organism in Eukaryota, Metazoa, Chordata, Mammalia, Primates, Tarsiidae. The record is from RefSeq and is a predicted model, not a curated record.